CUUCAGUACAUCUAUCCCUUACUACGUCCCAACACCAUGUGCAGCCAUUACAACCAAGCCGUCAAGAACAACAACAACAACACUUCUUCUUCUUCCAUGACUUUUGACCAGGAGCAACAACAACAGCAAGCAGCUCAGCUCUCCAUGAUCCCCGUGUGCCAAGCGUUCCAGUACUCCUUCUGCCCGCAUUGUGGUGUGGACGUGUCGCAGUUUUCUCAUGAAGCCUCUUGCCCAAUCCUACGACGCUAGACAACAGCAUAGCUUUACAGUUACCAAAGCAG
This is a messenger RNA of Zychaea mexicana, 281 nucleotides long. RefSeq lists its product as uncharacterized. NCBI's taxonomy places the organism in Eukaryota, Fungi, Mucoromycota, Mucoromycetes, Mucorales, Lichtheimiaceae. The transcript has a single exon. The record is from RefSeq and is a predicted model, not a curated record. The coding region runs from base 37 to 249 and encodes 70 amino acids.